Messenger RNA from Akanthomyces muscarius, 546 nucleotides. RefSeq lists its product as uncharacterized. The record is from RefSeq and is a predicted model, not a curated record. NCBI's taxonomy places the organism in Eukaryota, Fungi, Ascomycota, Sordariomycetes, Hypocreales, Cordycipitaceae. The transcript has 5 exons. The coding region runs from base 1 to 546 and encodes 181 amino acids.
AUGCCGACGCGCACCGCCCAGCAACUUUUCUCUGAGAGACAUGGCAUGGAAGCUAGAGGAGGUACAUUUUUAUGGACGCCACGACAAGUUAUGCAUGUCUUUGCUCCGUCGUCGUCGUCGUCGUCUCGCCUUGGUCUUGGGUCAUCCUUGGGAGUGGAAAAGGGCUUGCCGUGCCACGCGAGACGGUGGAGUCUGGUUUAUGCGAUGCGACAUUCACAAUCCCACUCUAUUUAUACCAGUCUGGUGGUGAAUUCAUCAUGUCGGCCGCAAGAACCGGAAUGCAAGAUUUGGCCUCGAAUAAAUCAACGAAAUAAAAUGAAAACAAGCAACGAUUCCCAGCUGUGUGGCAUUAACUCGGGGGACUCGUCGGCUUCUAUUAUUAGUUGGCUCGAAACACCAAAACUCCUCGACGCCGGGGCAGACAACUUGCGCACUUCCACGCUCUGCAUUGCUGCUUACAUCCGGUCCAACCCCACCUCCCAUCAGUCCAACCUGCAGCUCAUUUUCCCCGUUCUCAACUCUAGUAGCUUUCUUCUCCGACGAUAA